Trichobilharzia szidati is the source of this 1418-nucleotide messenger RNA. Lineage: Eukaryota; Metazoa; Platyhelminthes; Trematoda; Strigeidida; Schistosomatidae. The record is from the annotation of a GenBank genome assembly.
UAAAAUACGAGUGGAAUGUAGAUUUUAUCACAGAGUGGUCAACGACUGUAACUCCUUACUCGAUGAAGUAGUGUUAGCUGCAUCAGUGAAGACUUUCAAAGUGAAAUUACAUCUUUUCAUAGAUGCAUAUUUCAAGAAUCAAAACAGGCCACAGUAGCCUGUUAUCCAGCAUUUCCUGAAUAUGAAUCAGAACGGCGGGCUGUCCGGAGUAGGCGUUACAUUGGCCUCAUGUGGAUGUACCUCGUAAAGAGAUCCAAAAAAAAUUUCAGAUAACUUCAAAUGGACUGUGAUAGUAAUAACAGCAAUAAUAAAUCUUCAUUUGGUUGUCGAUACCUUACAGUUGAUAGUGAUGUUUAUGAACAUAAUGCGUGGGAUAUUAUUCAGUGGACAGAAGAGCAGGAGAAUUUGGCGAAAGAAAGAAUACUUCUAAAUAGUACUGAACGGCUGCCAGAAGAUUCCCAGGAAAAGAUAGAAAUUCUGGCACAAGAGUAUUGGGAUAAAUUUUACUCUCACCAUAAAGAUAAAUUUUUUAAAGAUCGGAAAUGGAUGGAAAAAGAGUUCAGUGAAUUAUUUUGUUCAACGUCAUCUAGUAUGCAUAUAAUGGAAGUCGGUUGUGGUGUGGGAAAUACAAUACUUCCUAUUUUACGCCUUGUCAAGAAUCCAGAUUUGUUCAUUUAUGCUUCUGACUUCUCUGCACAGGCUUUAUCUAUACUUACUCAUUCGGAUGGAUAUGAUUCCAGUCGCUGCGUCGCUUUCACAUAUGAUAUUACAAAGACAUCCGAGGAAAUUCCUUGUCCCAGAAACAGCUUAGAUUAUCUAAUCUUAGUAUUUGUAUUGUCAGCAGUUAAUCCGGAAUUAUUUCCGUCGGUCAUAAGAAAUCUUGUAACAUAUUUGAAACCUGGUGGUGUACUACUUUUUCGAGAUUAUGGACGAUAUGAUUUGGCUCAGUUACGAUUUAAGAAUGGCCAAUGUUUAAAGGAUAAUUUCUAUAUGCGACUAGAUGGAACACGGGUUUAUUUUUUCACGCAAGAAGAGCUACAUGAAUUAUUUAUCAAUGCUGGUCUGGAGAAAAUUCAAAAUAAAGUUGAUCGCAGGUUGAUCGUAAACCGGAAAAGAAAAUUACAAAUGUACAGAGUAUGGAUACAGUGUAAAUACAGAAAAAUCUAACACGUUUGCAGUGUUGUUUUUGCUUCUCACCACUUAAAGGAUAGAUAAGAAUAAUCUUAUUUUCAUCCCGUAGGAGACUUGUGGUCUUUCGAUGCAAAGUUUGUUUGUCACAAAUGUUAGAGUUGUUAUUGACCAAGUUUUUAUCUUAUUCCACUAUAUCACACAAAUUAUAAUUCUAUUCAACUGUAUGACAUCAACAUACCAUGAAACUCAAGGAGUUGUGAGUAGUAAACACAGGUACUAGGUCGAAA